Molecule: messenger RNA, 618 nt
Organism: Exophiala spinifera
Lineage: Eukaryota; Fungi; Ascomycota; Eurotiomycetes; Chaetothyriales; Herpotrichiellaceae
Exons: 1
Coding region: 1-618 (205 amino acids)
Biological process (GO): RNA processing
Cellular component (GO): nuclear exosome (RNase complex); cytoplasm
Molecular function (GO): RNA binding
Source: RefSeq, a predicted model, not a curated record
AUGGCCACUUUCGUCGUUCCAGGCCAAGUCGUGGGCAGCACAGCCACCCACCUGCCCGGCCCCGGAACCCACGUCUACGAGAGCAACAUCCUCGCUUCGAUCAUCGGGCAAACGCUCACCGUACCCGCGGCGACCAAGACCAGCAAACCGACCAUCUCAGUGCCCCGACGAGGCCCGACGCCUUCGAACCUGUCAUCCGCCACACCUCUCCCAAAAGUCGGCUCGGUCGUGCUCUGCCGCGUCACGCGUGUCCAGCAACGCCAAGUUUCCGCCUCUGUCCUCCUCAUCGACCCGUCGCCGGAGGACGUAACCUCGUACACAUCCGCCACAAACGACGAGAUCCAGUUCCAAGCGGUGCUGCGUCGCGAGGACAUCCGCACGCACGAGAAAGACAAGAUCGUCGUGAACGACAUGUACAGGGUCGGAGACAUCAUACGGGCCGCCGUGAUCAGCCUCGGUGACGAACGAAACUACUACAUCAGCACGGCUGGCAACGAUUUCGGCGUGGUCGUGGCGACGAGCGAUGCCGGAAACGCCAUGGUCCCCACUAGCUGGAAGGAAAUGAAGGACGUGGUGACAGGCCAAGGAGAGAGUCGGAAAGUCGCGAAGCCUUCCUGA